AUGUCUGAGUACAUUGUUGUUACUGGUGGAGCUGGCUAUAUCGGGUCUCACACUGUGGUUGAGCUCAUUCAACAUGGAUACAAGGUGAUUAUUGUGGAUAACUUGGUAAAUUCCAGUUACGAUGCUGUGGCUAGAAUUGAAUAUAUCGUCAAGCAACCAAUUCCUUUCUUCAAUGUUGACCUCCAGAACUACGACGAGCUUCUCAAGGUGUUCCAGUCAUACAACAUCAAAGGUGUGAUCCAUUUUGCUGCUCUCAAAGCCGUAGGUGAGUCGACUCAAAUACCUUUGGAGUACUAUGAAAAUAACGUUGGAGGAACAAUGUCCUUGCUUAAAGUGAUGAAGAAGGUUGGAGUCAAGACAAUUGUUUUCAGUUCCUCGGCCACCGUCUACGGAGAUGCUACGAGGUUUGAAAAUAUGAUUCCUAUUCCUGAACAUUGUCCCAAUGAUCCAACCAACCCAUAUGGAAAGACAAAAUAUAUGAUUGAAAAUAUCUUGAAGGACAUGCAAACAGCCGAUAGUAGCUGGAGAACUGCAAUCUUGAGGUACUUUAACCCAAUUGGGGCUCAUCCCUCAGGGCUUAUUGGUGAAGAUCCAUUGGGAAUUCCAAAUAAUCUCUUGCCAUACUUGGCCCAGGUUGCAAUUGGCAGAAGAGAAAAGCUUUCUGUUUUUGGAAACGAUUACAAGAGCCACGAUGGUACGCCGAUCAGAGACUACAUUCAUGUGGUUGACUUGGCUAAGGGACACAUUGCUGCGUUGAACUACAUGCAACAAAUCGAAGAAUCAAAAGGUCUUUAUAGAGAAUGGAACUUGGGAACCGGUAAAGGUUCUACGGUUUUUGACGUUUACAAUGCUUUUUGCAAGGCUGUGGGUCGUCAAUUGCCCUACGAGGUUGUGGGAAGAAGAGCUGGUGACGUUGUGGAUUUGACUGCAAAUCCAACCAGGGCCAAUACUGAACUUAAAUGGAAAGCCGAAUUAUCUAUCGAAGACUCUUGUCGAGACUUGUGGCGCUGGACUACAGAGAACCCUUUUGGUUUCCAGAACGACUCCUACAAGUGGUCGUUGUUCCAGGCAAAGAACGACACCUCGUACCUCAGUCGUUUGCAUACUGUGAAAUUUUCUGAGACAGACUUCGAAGUCUCGAUUGCGAAUUACGGUGCCUUGAUUCAAGAUAUCAAGAAAAAAGGUCAGCCUUUUGUCCAAGGUUUCCCUUCGCUUGAUGGCUACAAACACCCGGAUAACCCAUUUUUUGGCACUAGUGUCGGCAGAGUUGCCAACAGAAUAUCCAACGCUAGCUUUUCCAUUGACGGGAAGUCUUAUUCGUUGACGAAAAACGAAAAUGGUGCUACUUGUUUGCACGGAGGUAACAAUGGUUUCGACAAAAACUACUUUUUAGGGCCUGUUGUGAAGAAUGUCAAAGGCAAAGAUGGACAAGCAGCAACUACCCUAGACUUCGUUUAUGUCGAUAAAGAUGGAAAUGAUGGGUUUCCCGCAGACUUGGUGACUUAUGUCAAAUAUACCAUUGACAAAGAUUCUGUCAGUGUCGAGUUUGAAGCUUCAAUUGCAGAGGAUUCGAAAGCUGAUGCUACCCCUGUUCACUUGACCAACCAUUCCUACUUCAAUGUGACCAAUGGUCCAACUAUUAAUGGAACAACCGUCAAAGCCAUCACCAACAAGUACUUGGAAGUGGAUGAUAAGUACUAUAUUCCUACAGGAAAAGUAGCUGAGUUCCCUAAGGAAUUGAUAACUGGCUUGCAACUUGGCGAGUCUUCUUCCUUUGACAAUUGCUUGGUGGUAGACCAAUCAAACUGGAAGUUGGAUACGAGAAACGAACCAUUACGUCCUAUCUUUGAAGCCAGCCACGAAAAUAGCAAAGCUGCUAUCAAGUUCUAUUCUACAGAUCCUGCUUUCCAGUUUUACACCGGCGAUGGAGUGAGCCUUGAAGGUUACGAAAAAAGAUGUGGAUUCUGUAUCGAGCCAGGAAGAUUCACCGAUGCUGUGAACAAUGCGGAAUGGGCCAAGCAAGUUGUUUUGCGGAAAGGAGAAGUCUACGGCUCCAAGUUGAAGUACUCGUUUGUAUAA
Messenger RNA from Meyerozyma guilliermondii ATCC 6260, 2079 nucleotides. It is a transcript of the gene GAL10, whose product is annotated as bifunctional UDP-glucose 4-epimerase/aldose 1-epimerase. Gene Ontology annotation, biological process: beta-D-galactose catabolic process via UDP-galactose, Leloir pathway. Gene Ontology annotation, molecular function: carbohydrate binding; UDP-glucose 4-epimerase activity. The record is from RefSeq and is a predicted model, not a curated record. Gene Ontology annotation, cellular component: cytosol. The coding region runs from base 1 to 2079 and encodes 692 amino acids. Lineage: Eukaryota; Fungi; Ascomycota; Pichiomycetes; Serinales; Debaryomycetaceae. The transcript has a single exon.